AGGCCUACCGUCCAGAAACUUGCAGACGUCGUCGCGUCGCCAGGCUCGUCACCACGCUACGACUACGGUGCCGAUGAACGCGGCGUAGGGUCGUGCGUGCGUGCGCUACGUUCGCUGCACCGUCGGCGACGCCCGGAAUGGAUCUGAAAGUGGCCCGCUGAAACGGUGUCAAAGGGAGUUCCGCCCCUGAUCUUCUGCUGCCCGCCGUCAAACGGCCAGACGAUGUUGCUCCGAAGUCGCUGCAGCGGCGACAACUGCCGCUGCGAGGAGGCGCACGGGCACCAUCGAAGCAGCAAACGUCGAGUGUCACGAUCGCGCCAAACGGUCGACGUUGAUGACACAUCACAGCGGUCCCAAAGCAAUGGAAUCGUGAGCCACUUGAGCAGCGGGCUGAGCGCAUUCACGUUUUCGCCUCCAGCAUUCUCAACACCUCUCAGACGUGGAGCUUCACCGGGGACUGUUACCACAGGGAGCGGCACCGAUCUGUCUGCCAACGUGUCCCUGCUGCACUCGGCAAGCAGCAAGACAUUGACGACACAGUCUCCAGGAAUACUCAGGUCUUCGGAUGCCACUGAGCUACAGGCGAAGCAGGUGCGGUUUGGGGACAUCAUCCAGAACGGCAGUCCCCGUCAGAAGCUGUACAGCGACACUGACGAUUCGGAGUGUGAAAUCGUUAGCAGCUGGCGUUUUCUGCAAGGGGUUCCCAACGGCUUCUCUGAGGCAUCAGACUUGCUCAACCUCAAGCGAGGUCAAGAUUCAGUGAGGUCAGUCACGAGCAGCACCUCAUUCACCACCACAGUCACCUCUCUGACCGACAUGCCAGGGACAGAGUUGUACUCGGACAGUGAAGACGACGAGGAACUCACAAGGCAGCGCAUCCACAACACCACCACAAGGAGUCGCUGGCCGCGUCCACGUUCCGUGUACAUUGUCAAUGCCGGGGACGGCGGUGCGUCGCCCACGUUGCCCAGGGCUGACCAACUGCGGCAGCACAGGGAAGCAUGGCUGGCGACUGCGGCAGGAGACGAGGACGUCACCGUGGCAGCCACGCGAUACCAAGAGUCAAUGCUGGCACGCACUGUUCGCAGUCUGUUCUUCAAUUUCUGGAAGUAUGUGUACGUGAUGGCGACUGGUGUGAUAGUCACUGACCUCUGGCUGCUUUCAAGGAUGACCCCGGAGCGACGUAAACGCCUGGCCGUGUUGGUCUUUGCACUAGUGAUGCUGCCACUGUUGGCCUGGCUGCUGUACGAAGAGAGUGACAGAUCUUCCUUCCUGGCCUCGGUGCCGCCUAUGUUUGCAUCUGCAGGCAGCCACAUCUAUGAGGUGACAGCAGGAGCGUCAAAGGCUGUGGGCGCCACCAUGGCUUCAUUCAGUUUCCCACCAGCCUGGCUGUCGUGGGGUUCGACCAGUGGUCUGUCUCCUCCUCCACCUCCGGCAGUGCCGGUGGAGUUGAAGAAGCAGCCGGCGGAGCACGAGUUGCUGUCAGACGAGCGCAUUGAGGCCCACGUGGAGAAGGCGCUGAAACGCUUGGCGCUGCAGUUUCCCACUAGCCAUCGGGAAGACGAAGGGGCCACCGCCAGGAGUCGCGAAGAAGUGGAACGACUCAAGCUUCAACUGCAGGCGCACAGGAUCACGGUUGAGCGCCUUGUACACAGGUUAGAGGACCAAAAGGAUUGCUGCCAGGACGUGGCGGCACUGCUCGCCGGUCUCGACACCAAGAUCAUCGACAAGGUGCUCGAGGUGAUGAACGACACUUCAGCGGCGGCACCUAGUAGCCGGCUGCAGCGGUGGCUGACCGAAAAGAUGGACCGACGGGAGGGCAGCUUCGGAGCCGACCUGGAUGCCCGUCUUCGCACUCGCCUGGACGAGCAUCGCAGCAGCCUCCAGGCAGAGGUGGCAGCGGUCGCUCGCCAGGCUUCUGAAGCACGAGAGGCGGCACUGGAAGCACGCAAGGUGGCGCAAGAAGCGGUAGAAGAAGCUCAACGUGUGCCCCAGGUCGUCGCACCAUUGACCACUGGCACGGCUGAUGUGAACGAAGUCACUCGGGUAGUGAAAGACAUGUUGGCGAAGUACGACGCAGACAAGACUGGUCUGCCAGACUACGCCUUGGAGAGCGCCGGUGGGAGUGUGGUCAACACUCGCUGCACUGACACCUACAGCGAGCGAGCACCCAAGUACUACAUGUUUGGCCUGCCCCUCUGGACUUUCUCCCGCACAGCGAGGGAAGCCAUAAUGCCCGGCAUGCACCCCGGGGAGUGCUGGGCCUUCCGGGGCUCCCAGGGACACCUGGUGGUGAAGCUUGCCCAGCGCAUCAGGGUGACGGCCUUCAGCGUCGAGCACAUCCCCCGCUCACUGGUCAGCUCUGGCCACACCAGCAGUGCUCCGAAGGACUUCCAGAUGUGGGGUCUCGACUCUGAAACAGACUCGCCAGGUCGACUGCUGGGCAGCUAUGCGUAUGACGCAGAUGGCGACGCACUCCAGCACUUCAUCGUUCAGGAUCCCGAGGCAGCCGUGUACGAGUACGUGGAGAUGAAGAUACUGAGUAACCACGGCAACUUGGAGUACACGUGCCUGUACCGGGUGCGCAUCCACGGGGAACCGGUGUCGUGAGGUGCCGACACCGGCACCCAAGCCGCAGACGGCACCAAGCUUCACAUCCUUCGCCGACCGUGGUGCAGCGGUGCCUUCGAGAGUCUCUGUGCCGUUGUGUUCGUGGUGGUUGGCGGCGAUACUUUGCCUCUGACUAUUGUGCGCCACUCACCAGACGAUGCGUGCAGCGGUGCAUGACAUACUUAACGUAAAAACAAAAGCAUUGGCGUGAAGCUCCGUGUGCCAUGCAGCAGCAGUCGGUGCUCCCUUUCCUCACCAAGUGCCACGUUCGUGAAUGCACUUACCUUGCAGUCGACGGCGAGUGCCUCGGAGACUUGUGCCUUCACGCUCCUGGCGGCAGCAGACGACGAAGACCGUUGCAAGCUGCAAGCCCACUCUGCAGAUGUACACUGCGGUCUGGAACGCUGCCUGUCCCACAGUGUUUCUUCUGGAACCGUCGCGUAGCUGUAAGCUGUGCAUGGCAUUUAGAAUUGACAAGACGUGCUAGCACUGGCCCCAAAUUUCUGUAGAUCUGACUGCAUCGCGCAGCACAAGUUGCACUGCGCAGCUUGAUGUUUUGCAGCUUGUUUUGUGUGGUGGGUGCUUGACUACUUUACCGUAAGCGAGGCGAGGGUGUGAGCACUGUGGAGUCUCAUUGGGCAUUUAGCAGCUCUCGUCGAGUAUGGUGACACCGCUUUUGCACAAUUCCUCAGUGUUGCUAAGAAGUGACAAAUUUUCUUUCUUUCAGAAAUUUGUGUGUCCAUUUUUCUUUUUCUUCUACGUCUUCAUUUUUUAAAGCAAGUAUUUUUAAGUUCAAUCAUUUUUUAUGUUCAAGUGUUUUUAAGUUCGUAUUUAAGUUCAUUGCUGUGAACAGCCGAAGAUUUGUACAGAUGUUGGGCUAGGAGCCAGGUGUCAUGUGCCAUUUGCAACAGAAGGCGCACAAUACCGUUUUGAUGGAUGCAAGAGUCUUCGUACCGAUGGAAACCAGUGUGCCUGUUUUCUGGCCACUUCUGAGUGUGCAGUUGUGGGCAGGCUUUGGCGAACCCAAAAUGCAAAGCCUUUUUCCUUGUGUUUAGUUCAAGGCACAUGGGCUUCUAUUUUUUACUUUAUUUGUACUUCCGGUAUGACAUAAUUAUUGGGCUUAUUGGCAUCAACACUUUUUUCAACUGAAUAAGAACUCAGAGCUUGAAGACUUCUUUUCCAAAAUUAUACAUGGCACUGCCUGUUGUUCAUUACUCUCUACAUUGAAAUUUUUAUGCCGGUAAGUGAGCAGAGAGCUGCUGUGACAGUUAUUUCAGGCUACUCUUUCCAUAUGCGUUUGUUAUGGUUGUGCUUUAACUGAAAGAUGUCCUCUCGAUUUUUAAAGCAUAUGUUUGAAAGCGAUGCGAUAUCUUGUUUUCCUAAAAGCCAGCACGCGGCCAAACUAGGUUGUUGCUUAGGUGCACAAAGUUUGUCUACACUCACAAAGGUAACAUUUAAGAGUGCUUCUUGUGGCACGGAAUGCUUGAACAAGAAAUGUGGGCCUUUUGUUUGUGUGUUUGUUUGUAUGUUUGUUUGUGUCAUAACCUUUUGGAUGCAAGCUCUGAAACUGCCACAGCAGGUCACAGAACUGUUCACAUUAACAUGUGGUAUGUCAUUGAGCUGCCAGGAGGACAGCUGAAACGGCCCACUAAGAGUUUUUUUUUUUUUUCUGUUUGUGUUCUGAAACAAGCAGGCACGUUUUGCACAAAUCUUUGUAUAUAUGAACUUUUUCUAGCUGUUAUGGCAUUGUCAUUUCUUCUUGCCCGGUGAGCCUCAAUACCCAAUCGAAAAAUAUAUUAGCUUUGUCAAGCACCAAGCCUAACUUUGCUGCUAUGCCUAACUAGGAAUGUCAAGCCAAAUUUUGCUGCUUACACUCACUGCUUGAUCAUUUUAUGUGCAGCCUGCACUGAUUUGUUCAAGCAGCAGAAGUGGACAUGUCAGAUCCAUUGUAAGAAGUUUAGGUGGGUAGAAUGGUUACAGCAGAAGCAACACAGCAACCAUAGGGUAUAAUUAAAAUGCGGCAAGAUAUCCCGCCGAGCGUGAUGCUUUCAAAAAAGUGUCACCUCAGCAACACCUCAACAGUUUCCAAACUCUCAGAGCUUUGCCUGCAGCAUUUACAUGUUGCAGGUGCAUUGCAUCGGCUACUGUUAGCUGCUUAACCGCUGCGCAUGCUAAGGUAACUUCAUGACCUGCGCAACCACAUAGCAGGCAACAGAGAACAGUCACGCACAGUUUGGCCUUUGAGAUUGGGAGAACACUGAUCUCGGAGGCCAAGCUGCACGGGACGAAUCUCAUGGGAAUUCCACUGCCUGCAAGCAAGUGCUUGGGUCACACUAGAAUUUCACAGAUACGGACCUUCCUGAGAAGAACAUAUUGCUUCAGUGUGGGUUACCUGAAAAGUUGCACCUGUGACCCGCAGAAGCGUUGCUUGCACACUGCAGAAUUGGCUUAAUUUUUGUGCUUCAGCAACAGAACGAGAGGUGCAAUCCAUCGCCAAGCAGGUCUAUUCGAAACAAGCGCUGCAAAAUUGCGUACCUGCUCCAAAUUAACCCAAUGGAAAACAAGUUCUCGGCUGCAGGGCAAGGAAAGCCUUCUCCAAAUUGACCAGAUGAAAUAAUCUUUAGCUUGCCUUGUGGGGACAAAUGCGGCCAAGUAGAUCCAGCAGCAGGUACUGAAUCUCGGUGGCCGUUCCCGACAUGGCUUUCUAUCAUCUCCAAGGCGUGGGUGCGCACCGUGCAAGGGGCAGUGGAAAGGGUAUCAAGUUUUCAUGGGCCUCGUGUUUUUAAAUAUGUGCACUAAUUUGGUAGCAUUGGUACAUGAAGAGACAGCCCUAAUGUAAUGGGGAUCAAAGUGAAAAACCUUAGCUCCACGUUUUGAAAGCAGUGGAAUUGGUUACACUGAACAGGGCUGUUUUCAGUUUAGUGCAGCGGAUACUUGUUAGCAUUCCAGUUACUCAUGUCGAGCUAGCUUUUUUCGUAUUUGUGCUGGUCAGUUGAGUGGAAUUUUCGUACCUGUAAUUGGCCACACCAGUAGUAGUACCAACUGUGAAUAUCUUCUUUCUUUAAUUUAUUUAUUUAAAUAGCACAGUCAUGCGUAUGCUGCAGUGUUGUGCUCCCUAUUGAAGCUUCCAUACCAAAGUGCUGUAACUACGUCUAAAAAAUAGGGCUAGAAGCCCCAUUUUAAAGUGCCAUGAACUAGAAAAAUAAAAGUAAAAAAAAUCCUAUA
Messenger RNA from Dermacentor albipictus, 5835 nucleotides. RefSeq lists its product as uncharacterized. Gene Ontology annotation, molecular function: protein-membrane adaptor activity. The record is from RefSeq and is a predicted model, not a curated record. Gene Ontology annotation, cellular component: nuclear envelope; meiotic nuclear membrane microtubule tethering complex. Lineage: Eukaryota; Metazoa; Arthropoda; Arachnida; Ixodida; Ixodidae.